UUCAGGAAACUAGUCAGUUCAGUUCGUGGUCCUUCGUGCAGUUAUUAGAGGCUCGGCUCACUUCUUAGUCUAGAGGCGCGGGUGCUUGGACAAGUCGCGUUCCAUUCGUCGUCAAGUGCUCGUUUUGGCCUCAUAACUCUGAGAGAUCAAGAUAUGAAGAUUCUUGUGGCUAUAUUACUUAUGGGACUCUCUGUAGGACAGGGGUAUGGUGAAGCUACAGGAACUUGUUCGACUGAUAGGGUGCCCAGCGGAAACUGCCAGCUGAUACCGGAAUGCCAGCAUUUGGAGCUGGAUAAGAAGACACUGCCCAUUACAGACUUCGUCGAGUGGUACGGAAGCUGUGGCGAGGACGGAGAUGACGAUUUGAGGGUAUGCUGUCCCACUGACAUCGUCUUUCCAGUAGAUCCCACCUGCCCCAUACCGUCCCGAAGAAUACCGGGCCUAGGAUGCGUCACGCCCGUGAACGAACGACUCACUUGGACAGAGGCCAGAGACAAUUGUCGAAGGACCAAUACCCGUCUCCUCCAAGGAAUCACGACAGAGUCUCAGCUAAGGCAGCUCAGGUAUAACUUCGACGGCGUCCUGGACUUCCCCUUGGAGUUUCACGACGUUUGGAUAGGCCUAUACGAGAGCAAGUGGGCCGAGCCGGGCGCUCCAUCUCAGGUACCGUCACACUUCUGGUACCCCGGGAUGCCCAAAGGCGGCCAGUACAAGUGCGGGUACGUCGCCUUGCAGAUGGAAAUACCAUCACUCUGGGAGACCCCGUGCCAUGCUGCCGCCCUACCGUCUCUGUGUCAGGCCGUGCAAGGAAUUGACGUGGAUAUCAGGACCGGUUAUGGGUCAUCAUCCUCCUGCGAUCCUCCGUCAAAGACCGUUGAAGGAUUGGGCUGCAUCAUGCCAGUGGCAGACCAUCUGAUCUGGACAGAGGCGAGGGACAACUGCCUUGCCCUCGAAGGGCGUCUCCUGUCGGGGCUGACGACGCAGGAACAACUUCGUCAGAUCAAGACGCACUUCGAAGGAGCUUUCGGUUCGUCGCGUGAAUACAAUGACGUCUGGUUAGGACUGUACCGAGGUGAGUGGCUUGGGGAGGAGGGGAAGAAGCCCCCUGGCAACCUCUGGUACCCUGGGCAGCCCAAGGGGGGUAAUUUCGAAUGCGGGUACGUCGCCUUGCAGAUGGAGACUCCCACUUUGUGGGGACACCGUUGUUCAGAGGCCAGUUUGCCUUCCCUGUGUCAGGUGUUCUGGUAAUUAAGCAAUAUAUAUAUAUAUAUAUAUAUAUAUAUAUAUAUAUAUAUAUAUAUAUAUAUAUAUAUAAAGGUAUAGGUAUCUGCAUCAAUCAUAGAUAGUAAAAUAUCAUUGUAAUUAUGGUUCCUAAAUAAUAAAAUGUAGAUCUGAAUAA
Macrobrachium nipponense is the source of this 1399-nucleotide messenger RNA. RefSeq lists its product as uncharacterized. NCBI's taxonomy places the organism in Eukaryota, Metazoa, Arthropoda, Malacostraca, Decapoda, Palaemonidae. Bases 154 to 1248 code for a protein of 364 amino acids. The transcript has 8 exons. The record is from RefSeq and is a predicted model, not a curated record.